ACAGGAGUACAGAAGGAAGAUUUUGGAAAAUAUCAGUGCAUUGCAAAUAACAGCAUUGGAAGAAGCCAAUCAGAGGUGGCUUUCCUAAACAAAGAUGUCCAAAAACCUGAGAUUGUUCAAGGUCCAAAGAACCAAAGUGCCUCGAUCGGUUCUAAUGCUACUUUUAGUUGCACUGCUAAGGGCUUCCCGAGGCCAACAAUCCAAUGGAUCAAGGAUAAUGUUUCAUAUCAUUUACAGGCUAAUCCCAGAGCAAGUGUUACUCUAGACGGGCCAACGAAUCGUAGUCAGCUGUUCAUAACCAGAGUAGAGAUGGAAGAUUAUGGCAAUUAUCAGUGUCUUGCAAAAAACAGCGUUGGAAGAAGCCACUCAGGAGAAGCUGUAUUAAGCAAAGCAACUACUACCCCCACACCUGUCACGGAAAGACAGCUGGAAGAUUCAGCAUCCCACACUACUAUAAUCGCUGUUUCAUGCGUUUUGAUAGCUGCACUUAUCUGUGUAGUCAUUGGGUUUCUGUGGAAUCGGUGUAAAAAUCGCGAUCACAUACAUGCCCAAUACACCCAAACCGUUGCGAUUCGUCUACGGUCGUUGACGAAUCGUCACACCGAAAGUCGAAUCUUGCGUGAAGAUACCGGAUUUUGAGCGGUGUGAGCAAUGAGUGAAAAUGAUUAGCAUGGUACGAAUAAAUGAAAACAUAAACUUCCCUCUUUCUUAAAGCGUGAAACGGCCGAAAGUCCGUUUUCAGAAUAUUAUAUUAGGUAUGGGUCGCACUUGUGCAAAGUCAACUUUGCCGGCAAAAAGACCACAGAAAAUUUGAAACCGCAACCGGAAGGCAAACUUUUGGUUUCAACUAUCAGGGUCGCACUAGGU
Messenger RNA from Stylophora pistillata, 867 nucleotides. RefSeq names its product protein sax-3-like. Lineage: Eukaryota; Metazoa; Cnidaria; Anthozoa; Scleractinia; Pocilloporidae. Gene Ontology annotation, biological process: homophilic cell-cell adhesion; synapse organization. Gene Ontology annotation, cellular component: axon; plasma membrane; neuronal cell body. Gene Ontology annotation, molecular function: axon guidance receptor activity. The record is from RefSeq and is a predicted model, not a curated record.